Hirsutella rhossiliensis is the source of this 2205-nucleotide messenger RNA. RefSeq names its product PIF1-like helicase domain-containing protein. The transcript is spliced from 6 exons. Gene Ontology annotation, biological process: telomere maintenance; DNA repair. Lineage: Eukaryota; Fungi; Ascomycota; Sordariomycetes; Hypocreales; Ophiocordycipitaceae. The coding region runs from base 1 to 2205 and encodes 734 amino acids. The record is from RefSeq and is a predicted model, not a curated record. Gene Ontology annotation, molecular function: DNA helicase activity.
AUGCUGGUGCGAGGGCAGCAGUACAAGUAUCGGGGGCAUGUCGUUCACUUUCUUCGCGAAGUUGGCUUGGUGUACAACCAGCUCCCGCUUCUGCCGCGGGAGUUGAACACGGUGUUGCUGCGUCCUGCCAACACGUCAUCACACGCCAAUCUGAGCCGGCAAUUUACCCGUCAGUUCCGUGUGCGCCGCCAGGCGGUUAUGAUAUGGCUUGACUACCUCUGCCAUCAUCAUCCUGGAUAUCGAUGCAUCGUCAUCGACAACGAGCGACUGAGCCAACUGCCCGAGGACGGCAACGUGGUGGACGCCAUUCCCCAAAGCCAGGUGGAGGCUGCCGAUGUAGGACCGGAGGAGGAAGAUCAGGAGGCGGAGCCUGACCUAGAGGACGCGGCUGCGGUACCGGACCUGUUGGCCAAGGACACGGAGCUCGAUGCUCUGCGGUCUAUUCUCGUGGGCGAGCCAGAACCGGAGCUUAUUCAGGCGCUCGAACACAGCGAGGAUCCCGAGGCGCAGGCACUGAUCAACUCGAUCACAAGAAAGAGGCAGGACCUCGAGGCGUAUGCGUACAGCCUGGGCUGUCCUGGCGCAUUUAUCACAUUUAGCCCGGCCGAUUUGCACUGGCGGAGCCUCUACCAACACAUGCCCCGAUAUGGAGAAUGGCUGCGCGCGUCCGAGCCGGAAAGGAUGGCAUUGUCGCGGUACUUAUUGCGUCAGAACCCUCACAUUGCUGCUUUCCACUUCUACCGCCGAUACUGCUUCUUUCGAGAUAUCGUGUUGCGGAAAAAGUUCAACGUCACGGAUUACUGGGAUCGAUAUGAAUGGCAAGGCCGUGGCAGUCCGCACAACCACGGUCUGUAUUGGAUGCAGGAGGGCCCAGCCGCCGACAUGGAGGACGAAGCUGCUCGUGACAUGUUUGCACGCGUAUGGGGCUUCCACGUCACGGCCGUGAACCCGGAGCCCCGUAGGACUGUGCCUCAGGGGGAGGGCAAUCCGCUGAGCGUGGAUCCGCUGGGCGUGGAGAUGACAUUCCUGCGGCUCUCGCAAAUCGUCAACCACUGCCAGCGCCACAGAUGCAAUACCACGUACUGCUUGCGAGUCAGAAAGGGAAGCGGUGACCUCGCGAGGGACAUGGAAGGAGCUGCUGCCGACAUUGAGGCGGCCAACGUGGCGAAUCCGGAAAGGGAGUGUCGUUUUGACUUCCCCCGUGCCUUGAGAGAGCUGGCCGCGGUCAUCAGGAAGGAAGGCAGGUCGUACUACAUCUUCGAGGCGGCCCGCAACGACAGCCUCAUGAACCAUUUCAAUCCUGCCAUCAUUCUGGGAUGGUUGGCCAACAUUGACAUAUCUCCAUGCACCAGCUUGCAAGCAGUCAUUACCACACCACCAACCUCUGUUGUCAAGUCAUAUCUCAUCAACCUGCUCUCGGCGCACCUCCAGGCCGCCACACGCGGGAGAGUGACACCUGUCUGGCGUGCCGCACCGACGGGUGUCGCAGGGAACCAGAUAUCAGGCACUACUUUGCACUCGCUGCUUCACCUCCCGAUCAACAAGGACUUCAGGCCGCUCUCCGCCAUCGACAAGGCCCAGCUCCAGAAGAAGUUGAAGGAUAUUCAGUACCUAAUCAUUGCCGAGAAAAGUAUGCUGGGACUGCGUAUGCUAUCCUGGAUCGACGACCGUCUCCGUGAGGCAUUUCCGCAUCGGAACGAGGAGUUCUUUGGCGGACUCAAUAUCCUUUUGGUGGGCGACUUCUUCCAGCUUCCCCCUGUUCUACAGAAACCGCUGUACUACGACAAAGAGGUGCAGGGAGUGGAGAUCAAGGGAAGGAACGCUUAUAUGCGCUUCGAUAAGACCGUCUUCCUGAGCGUUGUUCAGCGGCAGUGCGGCGAUGAUCAGGCGGCCUUUCGCAAUGCUCUCGGAGAACUGCGGUUGCUCCUACUAUCCCACGAGUCCUGGAAACUUCUCUCCGGCCGCGUGCAGGCAAAGCUAGACGAUCAGGAGGUCGCCAGGUUCGCCAACGCCUUACGGGUAUAUGCCACGAAAGACCGGGUCAUCGCUACAAAUGUUGGCCCCGGCGCGGCUGCUGCUCCGGACGACAAGGCGGGCAACCUUGCGAAACAGGUCCCUUUGGCCUCUGCAACGGCGCUCGCGGCACAGUGCACGACAUUGGCUGGGCACCUGGCGCUGAUCCCAUCCGAGACCAACCGUGUGUAA